This is a messenger RNA of Triplophysa dalaica, 7191 nucleotides long. RefSeq names its product Rho GTPase activating protein 23a (gene arhgap23a). Gene Ontology annotation, molecular function: protein binding. Gene Ontology annotation, biological process: signal transduction. Lineage: Eukaryota; Metazoa; Chordata; Actinopteri; Cypriniformes; Nemacheilidae. The record is from RefSeq and is a predicted model, not a curated record.
UAGUGACAGAGAGCUGGAGGUUAGAGUCAUUCAGGGCAGAGAGAGAGAGAGAGAGGUGAAUGAUUUUGAAAGUCGAGGAGUAAAAGAGGAAAAUCAUUGAAGCACAGCACACGGGCAAGACUAUGUUUAAAAAACUUGGAUUGAAUUUAUUUUCCUUUACCCGGCUUUCCUGGAUCCACAUCUUGCCAGCACUGCCACGUGCUCACCGCAAACACAUUUCACCAUCUGCCAGACAGAAGUUUGUGUCUGCAUCUCUUUCAUCUCCCUGAUCUGUGUCUAUCUCACUGCGCUUGUAACACAUUUGGGAUGUGUGUGUGUGAACGCGUGGGAGGUGCAGAGUUUCUGUUAUGGUUUGUGAUAUCAGUUUAACUCUGGAAUCCUUUAAGAAACUCAGCGGCAUGGAUUAAGAAAACAUGAGAGGAUCUAGGCAUGUUCCACGUCGGGACAUUUUCCUCUCUUUUGGAGAAAACGGACACCUCUGGACUUGUUUGCUGCCUAAUUCUUUUUAAUUUCUCAAUGGGUCUUUUGUGAUUUUUGGGGAGGACUUGUGGUUCUUUGUGUUUGCGUGUGAGCUUCUGCACACUCCCGUGCGUUUAUGUGCAAUGUGGUCAGCGGCUCAGGUGCCACUGGCGAUGCCCGCUGUGUGCCCGCGUUUGGGGGGUAAGGAAUGGUGUUUUCAGAAUGCGGUCGGGGUGGACUGCAGCUCUCCUGAACCUCGCUGUAUCUGGGUGGCUGUGUUACAUGGGGAAACACCACAAAUAAACAUUUCCAACCUCCAAGCCGACACUUCUGAGAGCGCAAAUGGGAUCAAUGUUGGCAGAGAUCUGCCGAAACCCUCACAGACCUGCAGGGCAAAGGGGCGGAGAGAUGGAAUCUCUUCAUCCAGUGAGAACCCUCGGCCGGUGGUCAGGAGUGGGGCAGAGGGACUGGGCGUGUCCUGGCAGGGUCCACGUACACUCGUGCUCCAUAAAAACUCUCAGGGCUUUGGCUUCACGUUACGUCAUUUUAUCGUUUACCCGCCAGAGUCUGCCCUGCACACUAAUCUCAAGGAUGAAGAGAACGGAAAUGAAAAAGAGCUCCAUCGGGGUCGCCUGGAGCCCAUGGACACCAUCUUUGUAAAGAAUGUGAGGGAGAAAGGCCCCGCCCACCAGGCUGGCUUGUGUACAGGGGACAGGCUGGUUAAAGUGAAUGGAGAAAGUGUGCUGGGUAAGACGUACUCGCAGGUCAUUGCACUGAUUCAGAACAGUGAGAGUGUCCUGGAGCUCUCAAUAAUGCCAAAGGAUGAGGAUGUUCUACAGCUGGCAUACUCCCAUGAUGCCUACCUAAUAGGUAACGAUCCAUACAAAGGAAAGGCCCAAAAUCUUCCACCACCACCCCCUCUGCUCUACCCUCCUCAUACAAAACCACAGCCUCCUGUAGAAUACUCCCCCAGUUCUUCCCCAGCCUCUCCACUCAUGGGGCAAAACCAGCUGGACAACUGGAGCCGCUGGCCCGGCUCCCCUCCGGGUCCCUCUCCACCCCUUGACAACCGCACAGUCACUUCCAGCAACACUUUCUGGGCCGCCGAAGGAACGAGCUGUGAGCCAGGCAGUUUUGGUCACAGUAGCCCUGCCCACCGAACUGAGGAGAUCCAGUAUGGAAUGACUGACAGGGGACAGCAAGCAACUAGGCAAAUGAGAGGAAGCGCAUACUCAUCCUUCUCUUCCUCCGUAGGAUUGAUGAGCCCACUGCAUCAGGCUCAUUUUGCCAAUCACAACGUAGGUACUUCCAUGGGGCACACUGGUGGUCGCAAGGAUAGUCCGCCCUGGGUGAGCCCUUCUCUGUCGACUUCCAGCCGUGGCGGACGGACCCAACAAGCUCUUACCAACUGGUACUACAGUCAGGUACCGGGUCGGGAGCGUGAGCGGGAACGAUCCAGUCCUCGCUCCAUGAAUCCACGCCACAGGAGUUUCUCACAGGAUCGUCUGGGUGAGCUUGGGAGAGCCAGACGUUCCCAGCAUGCAUGUUUUCCCAACAGCGUGUCGCAAGACACUUUGUUGCUGCUACAGCAGCAGCAGCAGAGCUCCGCCGUGUACACUGACCCAUACUGGAGCCACGGAGACUGGCGGGGUGAGCGUACUUAUGCGCAGCACCAAUCUGCCGUGUUGUAUGGGCACAAACGCUCUGAAAACCUCUUGGCAAGCCGGUACGGCCAUUCGGGGCGUUCACUGGAAACUCUCAACCGAGAUGUUGUAGGGACGUUCUCACCCAAGCUGGAUAGACCAACCAGGGUCCAGCAGCCCCCAAACAGGACUGAUUGCUAUCCGAGGCGGUUCGGCCAACACAGAGAAUUACAUAAUCACACAACCCAACAUGAACAGCACCAAAUUCAACAUCACACAACCCAUCACCUUCAACACACACCUCAGCAUCCAAACCUCACACAUGCAACACAACACACGCACCACUCGUCUCAGGCACCACCACAACCUCAGCAGGCAGCUUUACCGACAAGACAUUUACCCUCUUGCCAGAGUCUAGAUGAGGAGCCGAUCGGCUACCGCAGUUACAGCCCAUCUUUUAACCGCAAGACUGGUCGCAUCCUGCAGCAAGCACAGUCAUUUCGAGACCCCUCCUAUACAGGUCCACAUUUCAGUUGGACCCCUUCACCCAAAACCAGUCCUCCGGAUGGGCUUCCCACCUCGACUGCUCCCUCCCCAGCCCCAACGACCACCAACUCCACAUCUUCAAUUUCCACACCCCCUGAAGGACAAGACAAAACUUCGCCCACUAAUCACGACAGAGGGGCAGGGGAAGCAACAGGUGAAGCCCUGGCUCAGACACAGGAAGUGGUACUACGCCAGAAACCACCUGUUGGCCGCAGGGGUGCAAAUGCUUAUGCCAUAGCUCUUGAUUCCAGUGACCCUCUACUCUUUACCUCUGACCCUACGGACCCCCCUGCCAAAGCUGAACGGGCUAUUUCACAUCGCCGCACGAAUGGUAACCUACCACCCCUCUCCAUAGAGGAUGACUCUCUGGCGUCAAUUCCAUUCAUAGAUGAGCCGACCAGUCCAACUGCAGAUCUGCGGGCACGUCAUGUACCUGCCUCCUCCGUCGUUUCGAGUGGCGGUAUUAACUCCGCCCCUGCUGUGGUCACAAGCCCCGCCUCCCCAACCUUCACCUUUCCCCUCCACCGUCUUUUCUCCCUCGACUGCAGUGAUGUCAAGUCUAAUCGUCGCUCCUCUUACCUGUUGGCCAUUACCACUGAACGCUCCAAGUCAUGUGAUGAGGGGCUAAACGUGUAUCGAGAAGAGGGGAGGGUCUUGUCGAGGCUUCCAAAAAGAGACAAAAGCUUUUUCAACGAAGGGUCUCUGGACAGUCUGGUUGCCGCUGAAGAGGUUCGCUCUAAACGACACUCUACCUCUGAGCUGGGGAGUAUCAGCUACAGUGACGUGAAAAGAGAAGGCUGGCUACACUUUAAACAGAUCCACACUGAGAGGGGCAAGAAGGUAGGAAGUGCCAUCUGGCCCUGGAGAAGGGUCUUCUCUGUGCUACGAUCGCACUCACUGUUCCUCUACAAGGACAAGCGAGAGGCGGUGCUUAAAGGGGCAGCAUUGGGAGGCGGAGCUGAGGAAGAACAGCCCAUCAGCAUCCGGGGUUGCCUAUUAGACAUAGCGUACUGCGAAACCAAACGCAAGAACGCCCUGAGAUUGACAACACAGGACUUCUGUGAAUAUCUGCUUCAGGCGGAGGACAGAGAAGACAUGCUGGAGUGGAUCAAAGUCAUCACAGAGGACAGCAAGACAGACAAUGAGGAACUGGGUUUCUCACGACAGGCUCUCAUCAACAAGAAACUUAAUGACUACAGGAAGCAGAGCCAUGCACCUCCACGCUCACCAAAACACGAGGUCAAAGAUGAGAGCAGCCCGCCUAAAUCUCCAUGGGGCAUAAACAUAAUGAAGAAAGCUAAGAAGAACAGUCCGAAAGCUUUUGGAGUGCGUCUUGAAGAUUGCCAGCCCGCCACCAACAAUAAGUUUAUCCCACUGAUUGUGGAGAUCUGCUGUGGGUUGCUUGAGGACAUGGGGUUGGAGUAUACAGGGAUCUACAGAGUACCAGGAAACAACGCAGUCGUGUCCAGUCUACAGGAACAGCUCGACAAAGGCUGCGACAUCAACACUGCUGAGGAGAAAUGGCAGGACCUGAAUGUGGUCUGUAGUCUGCUGAAGUCCUUCUUCCGGAAACUUCCUGAACCUCUCUUCACUGAUGACAAAUACAAUGAUUUUAUUGAGGCCAAUCGUAAGGAGAAUGCCAGUGAUAGACUUAGAACCAUGAAGAAACUGAUCCGUGAUCUGCCAGAUCAUUAUUUCCACACUUUAAAGUUUUUAAUUGUUCAUCUAAAGACUGUGGCAGACCACUGUGAGAAGAACAAGAUGGAGCCACGUAACUUGGCGCUAGUCUUUGGGCCCACUCUUGUCCGGACGUCAGAGGACAACAUGACAGACAUGGUCACCCACAUGCCUGAUCGAUACAAGAUUGUGGAGACACUCAUUCAGCAUUCUGCCUGGUUUUUCAGUGAAGAACAUGAAAAGGAUGAAAAGACACCGGUGGACACAGAGGAUGUACAGCCUGCACCUAACAUAGAUCAUCUCCUGUCUAACAUCGGCCGAACAGGCCUGCUAGGGGAGGCGUCAGACUCAACCAACAGUGAUUCUGCAAAAUCAAAGGGAUCAUGGGGAACAAAACGUGACUUCACUGCCAAGGAUAUCCUGACAUUAUCUAUUAUGUCGGCUGUUACCCGCAAACGCAGAAAACCACGUAACGGCCGACUCCUGGGCAACAGCACAGAUGACGAUUCUGAGCAUGAGCCUGGUAAAUCAAGCGUCUCCGAAACAGACGAUUUACAAGAGAUGUGCCAAGUGGCAUCCUUCUCAGCCCCACGAGCGGAGGGAGAGGACGAUGAAGAUGAGGAGGAGGAGGAGGAGGAAGAAGCGCAAAGGCAGAAAGUGCAAGUGCUGAAGGAGAAGGAAGUUGUUCCCUGCAUUUCCGCAACAGAGGAAGCCACGCCUGUAGUGCUACUAAGUGAAGAGGAGGAGCAGAAGUCAGAGGUGAAAGGUCGCAGUUGGAGGGGAGACGACGCACGUUCAAUUGUUUCAGGAUACUCCACUCUUUCCACAUUAGGGCGGAGUUUAGCAUCAGAGGGGCGUGGCGAGGACGCAGAUGACGAACACAGUGAACUGAUCAGUGAAACUGACAACGAAAGCGGUUUCGCUUCGCGCUCCCUCACCCAGGAGCGCCCAGAGAAACCAUCUCGCUCCACCCAAAACCCAAACGCGUCACCCGAACCAGCCCCGCCGCGAAGUUACCUCUAUUCGCACUGUAAAUUGCCUACUCCCUCUAGCUCCACCUUCCAUCCGCCUACUCCUUCCAUCCACAUCACCCCCAACCCCGAAGACAGAGUGACUGAUGCCCGCUCCUCCACGCCCUCCAGCUCCUCAUCUGCUUCCCAGCGCCAACACAGCCGCCACUCCUUUAACUCCCAUCGGCUCAUACAGUGCGACACGCUGGCACGCCGUCGGCUUAAAGGAGACAAAACCAAAGCUUCUUCCAUGGACCUUUCAGACCUUUCCAGCUCCUCUGCAACCGAAGGGGGGAAGCGACCCACACAGGGUCAUGUUCCUGAUUCCAAUUCCAAAUCCCCCAAUGGUGUUGACGUGAGAAACGAGUGUACUGUGUCUGGAAACAAAAGCUGCUCUUCGUCUCCGGGACAGGGGUCCCUGGCAGAUCAGGUACGAGCUCGGCUCCUCCUGGGCUCAGCUGAGGACCUCCGCAACGUCGGGCUGAGGAAACAACUGUCGCCCGAGACACGCAGAAAGAAACGGGCGUGGAGGAGACACACAGUGGUGGUCUCCCCUACGGAUUGUUCCGACAAGACAGCUGCCCUCGCUCGCUCUAACAGCAACAAAAACCUACAAACUCAUUCCCCCAAACCACUAUCUUCACCCUCUGCUGAACGACGGGACAGUAGGGGGUCACAUCCUGAGAGAUUAGAGACUGAAGCCCUUAAUGCACGACGGGCAAUGCCUACCUCUCGCUUCCGUGAUUUCUUAUAACAGUGGAAGACAACUUUGUGUACAGGCUAGUGAACCAAAAGAUCUGUAUUUGGAUUUCGUUGUAGCGGUGUCUUCUAAAGUUACUUCUGCUAUCUGACAGCGAUAAAAUCCCUGUCAGAGCCCUCCUACUUAAAUGCAGAAAACGGCUAAAUCAUGAGGUGGAUCACACAUCCAGUCUUCACUCCCAUUGGUGGUUGAUACAUUGCGUCAUCGCUCUUUUGCGAUUCAACUCUCAUUGAAAAUGACUUUCGAUCGAGAAUACAGACUCGCCUUCUGUCCAAAAUCUAAUUUAUUUUACUGUUCUCAGACCUGCAUGGCAAAUGGGCUUUAAAUUGUUGCCAAAGUUCUUUUCUUUUGCGUGCUUGAUCAGUCACAUGAUAUCAUCUCCUGCUUUACUGCCAGGACACUCAUGUCACGGAGUGCUAUCUUCUCAACAAAAAAACCCAAAUGAACCAAUUCUCUAAAAGCGCCGGUACAGUAUUGGUUGAACAGUGUUAGCAAACAGAAACAGUGUUGAUUGUGACCGUAUAGUUUUAACACCAGGUGCAUAAUUUUACCCGUAGCUUUUAUGCUACAUUAAGAACAUAAGAGGCCGUGUGGUGCGUUCACCUUAUUCAUUUUGAGUAACGGUUCGUUGAUGAAAUCUCGUGUACGUGUGUAUGAGGUUGAGUGUGUGUGUCAAACAAUUUUGUAACAUUUGUACAAAGCCUUGCUUAAGUUAACCUUGUAAAUACACAUAUUAUAUUAUCAUUUCUUUUUUAUUUAGGUUUUAUAUGGUUUACAAAAGUGCACUUAGGUGCGCGGUCGUUUUUUUUUCAAGUUGUUACUUGAAAUGUUUUCUGAAAUAUUUUUGUUUGUUUGUUUUAUACACAGUAUAUAUAUUAUACAUAUAUUUUGUAUGAAUUGAAUAAGUACUUUUAUUUUGGAAAUCUUGGGGUGUAUGUGUUUUAACUCCGCUAGACUGUUUUUCCCCAGUUAAUGGCCUUUCUCUGUGACUUACGAAUACUAUGCAGAAAUCUAUACACCUCAAUGCAAAGAAAAGAGCUCUAACCUGCAAGGAGUGUCUGUCACAAGCUAUAAUAAAUUGUUAUUGCUGAGCAUA